This is a messenger RNA of Colletotrichum scovillei, 2295 nucleotides long. RefSeq lists its product as uncharacterized. NCBI's taxonomy places the organism in Eukaryota, Fungi, Ascomycota, Sordariomycetes, Glomerellales, Glomerellaceae. The coding region runs from base 685 to 2295 and encodes 536 amino acids. The record is from RefSeq and is a predicted model, not a curated record. The transcript has a single exon.
AACAGGCCCGUUCAUCCAGUUUCGUCGGCCCGAGUUUAAUUAACUCUUUUCCCGAAGAGGCUUUCCAUUUUCCUCAUGACCGGCCGUCGACAGACAUUACUCGAGAACCUCACAAAGAGCCUCCUCGACCACAUCUAAACCUAAAACACCAAAGUUGCUGCGUCGGGCAUUGAGUGCCAUGAUGGUUCGGAGUACUGUUCUCAGUGCUCUGCUACACUUUUCGAACGGGAUUCGUGCGCAAAAGCCCUUGCCAUUCCAUCAUCACCAGCUAAACUCAUCGUCAGGGAGAAGUGGUACGAAGCAUUGCGGUGGCAAUUCUACUGGCAGCAACGCAACUCGACAUAUUGGUCUUACACGUUUGAGAACAAGACACUCGAAUGAUUUUAGGACUGUCAUACAGCUCGGGCAUACUUUAGUGAAGGUAUUCUGGGUGCAGAAGCGUUGUGUCUCUGCACUUGGCAUGGAGGCGCCAUAGUCUACGCGUUUCGCCGGAUGUGUGUAUGGUGUGUCUCACUACCUCUCACUACCUCAGAGGCGGACUGAAUUCCACGCAUCAUCCCUUUAUCGUGGCCAACAUUCCUCAGAAUCCCCUCAAAAAGAUGGCAAUGUCCUCCGAAUGGGGGGAUUUGUUUGUUCGUUCGCGUCAAGUGUUGCUUCUCACAGCGGCCUUGAUUUAUUGACAACAUGGGCGCCCUUCCACCCACAAUGCAGCCCAUGUACGCUUAUCACAACCAUGCCAGGACAUUACACGCGGUAACGUUUUUGCUUGUCCUUCUUUUCAUAUUGAUUCAGGUUGCAAAAAGUCGACAAGAUGCUUACGAAGUCAUCGACGUCGAUCCCCUCGUGCCGGUGGUCAAGCCCGGCCAAAAAGAGACUUCUGUACACGGCAGCGACUACCUGAGGGAAUUCGCGGAGCGGCACAGUCUUACACAAAACAUAUCUUGGUACUCUCAGAGGAUCAGGGUCGUACCGGAAGCCCCUCAGAGGUUCCCAAUGACAAACAUCAAGCGCGCGUUUGCGGGCAAGGAGUUUCAAAACAUUCGUUGGGAUGACGAGAGUUUCGACAUGUACCCCAAGGGCGAUGCAAACGAUCUUCCCGUAACCACAAGCAUACUACCAGGCGCCGUCGACGCUUCCGAUUUGCUGUUCGGCAUCUCUACGACCUACAAGCGCCUCACAAACGCCAAUGACUCUCUCAUCAUGGACUGGCAGAGGUGGCUCACGAACGGCCAUGGCAAAUCGAACGGGGCGACUGUCGUCGUGACGCUUUACCGAGCUACCAGUGGAGAGGCGUGGGAAAUAUACGAGAAGCUGCAAGCGUUCGGCAUAGACGCUACAGUGGUACCUUUGGAAAAGAAACGUGACAAGCCUUCGAGAUAUCUUGACUUGGUCACCAUUCUCAUGGAUGUAAACGAGGCCUUGACCGAGCAGGAACACGGCAAGAAGUACUUUGGCCUCCUGGACGACGAUAUCUUCCUCCCCACCCCAGGACAGCUCACCCAAAAGCUUUCCAAGUUUGACGCCUCGAGCCCUUACUACAUCGGGCUCCCCAGCGAGCGGCCAGACUGGUCCGUCGAGAACGACACGGCAGUUACGCACGGCGGCGGUGCCAUCUUCCUCACCCCGCCCGCUGCUCUCCUCGUCUCGCACCUCCCGUGUAGGCCCGAAGAAGGGUUUACCGGAAACCACACCAAAUGGGACAACAUCCUCCACGACUGCGUGACGACCCACACCGACCUCUCCUUCCAUAUCCUCCCGAGCUUCUACUCCCCCACGGAUGCCCUCUACAACAUCCAAGCAGCGACCUACGACCUGGGCGUCUCCCCGCUAACCCUCCGCCACUACAAGUCCCGCCACCGCUUCGACCCCAGCCAGGGCCACGCGGUGACGUCCGUCUGCGGCGAGGCCUGCUUCCUGCAGCGCUUCCGUUUCGCCGACGACUGGGUGCUAGUGAACGGGUACUCGCUCACGCACUACUGCGCCGGGUCCGAGGUCGUGCCCAUGGAAGCUGACGCGGAUCUCCAGGGGGCUAUGCAAUAUGGUCAGGAGGCUGAGAUGCCGCUGGGAGAGGGUAUCGUGCUGCACGAUUCUACGGAAGAUAAAGAAGUUGUUACGUGGAGGGGCACGAGGAACGUAUGGCUGUUGCUGGAUUCUGUUGUUGGGGAGAAGGGCGAGGUAUGGCAGGCGUACGUGAAGCGACGAGGCGGCUCGGGCUUCAUGGAUGGAGAGGAGGAGGGCGAGGAUGGUGAUGGCGACCAUCUGGAUUCUGUUGUUGUGCUUAUUUGGGAGUCUUGA